AUGGUGCUGGAGCAGUGUCUUGGGAAUCUGCUACAACUGGAGGAGACGGAGGGCUUGGAGGAGUUGGUGCUGGAGCUGGGGCAUGGAGCUGGGGCUGGUGGUAAGGUUAUCGGUGUAAGCGCCGGAGGCGGUGAAGCUGGUGCUGGUGGUGGAGAAGUUGGUGCAGGUGGUGAUGCCGGUGGGGGAGAGGCCGGUGCAGGUGGUGGUGAAGCUGGUGGUGGGGAGACGGUUGGAGCUGAAACGGGCGGGCUUGGUGGUGGUUGUGGAGGUGGAGUUGCUGGACUGAUUACUGGUGCAACCUUUGGAGCUGGUGGCGAUGAAGUUGGAGUAACUGCUGGUGGAGGUGUAGUCGGAGAUGCUGGUGGCGGAGUAGCUGAAACGGGCGGAACAAUAGUGGUUGGAGGUGAAGCAGUGGUGGUGGGAGGGGGAGUAGUGGUUGUUGGAGGUGAAGCAGUGGUUGUUGGAGGUGAAGCAGUGGUUGUUGGAGGCGGAGCAGUGGUGGUUGGAGGAGGAACAGUGGUUGUUGGAGGAGGACUACUAGUGGUGGGGGUUGCCGGUGAAGCGGCAGGUCCUUGUGCAUUGACAUUAAAGGGAGAGAUAAGAGCAAAAGCUAAUAGAAGAGACCAAAUGAUUGAACUUGAAUCCAUUGUGUUUUGA
Eruca vesicaria subsp. sativa (arugula) is the source of this 657-nucleotide messenger RNA. NCBI's taxonomy places the organism in Eukaryota, Viridiplantae, Streptophyta, Magnoliopsida, Brassicales, Brassicaceae. The record is from the annotation of a GenBank genome assembly.